This is a messenger RNA of Bactrocera tryoni, 1126 nucleotides long. RefSeq names its product voltage-dependent anion-selective channel. NCBI's taxonomy places the organism in Eukaryota, Metazoa, Arthropoda, Insecta, Diptera, Tephritidae. The transcript is spliced from 4 exons. The coding region runs from base 106 to 954 and encodes 282 amino acids. Gene Ontology annotation, molecular function: voltage-gated monoatomic anion channel activity. Gene Ontology annotation, biological process: monoatomic anion transmembrane transport. Gene Ontology annotation, cellular component: mitochondrial outer membrane. The record is from RefSeq and is a predicted model, not a curated record.
CUUAUUUUUCUUUCACUACUUGUUCAUCUUGUUAGAAGGUUCACAAAAUUUCUGGUGUUCGUCGUGGUCGUUGUGUUCCUACAUCUUGCUCGUGACGUUGUUAGUAUGGCUCCUCCAUCAUAUCCUGAUCUUGGCAAACAAGCCCGCGAUGUCUUCAGCAGAGGUUACCAUUUUGGCCUAUGGAAGUUGGAUUGUAAGACAAAGACACCCUCUGGUAUUGAGUUCAACACAGCCGGGCAUUCCAACCAGGAGUCUGGCAAAGUAUUCGGAUCACUGGAGACAAAAUAUAAGGUUAAGGAUUAUGGUUUAAGUUUAACCGAAAAAUGGAACACAGAUAACACCUUGUUCACCGAAGUAUCUGUUCAAGAUAAGUUGCUAGAAGGUUUAAAGUUGGCAUUCGAAGCUACUUUCGCGCCACAAUCAGGCAACAAAACUGGAAAAUUUAAGGCUGCUUAUGGUCACGAAAAUGUGAAGGUAGACUCUGACGUGAAUGUUGACCUUAAUGGUCCACUCAUCAAUGCAUCAGCUGUAUUGGGUUAUGAAGGUUGGUUGGCUGGUUACCAGACUGCUUUCGAUACCCAAAACAAUUCCUUGAAAACCAACAAUUUUGCCUUGGGCUAUGCUGCAAAGGACUUUGUGCUGCAUACAGCUGUCAAUGAUGGCCAAGAGUUUACCGGUUCAAUUUUCCAGAAAUGUACUCCAAAACUUGAUGUUGCCGUCCAAUUAUCCUGGACAUCUGGUGGUAACAAUACCAAGUUUGGUCUUGGUGGCAAAUACCUUAUUGACGAUGACAUUAGCGUUCGUGCGAAGGUGAACAACGCUAGCCAAGUUGGUUUGGGUUACCAACAACGAGUACGUGAUGGUAUCACAGUUAGUCUUUCCGCUUUGAUUGAUGGCAAAAACUUCAAUGCUGGCGGUCACAAGAUUGGUGUUGCUUUGGAGCUGGAAGCUUAAAAGUAUCCUAAUUUAAAAACAAUGAAACAGUUACCCAUUAAAUUAUAACGGAACUCCAAAAAGAAAUAAAGAACACAGAAAUAAAUUAUUUCAUGUUUAGCCAGUAAAAACAAUAUAGCAGUUAAUCCAAAUAAAUGGGAUUUUAAUUAAACUUAAAAACACAUACACACAA